Messenger RNA from Prorocentrum cordatum, 3297 nucleotides. The record is from the annotation of a GenBank genome assembly. Lineage: Eukaryota; Dinophyceae; Prorocentrales; Prorocentraceae.
GGACUCCGUCUGGCCCAAUCCGGCUCGAUGGCCUCCUCGUUGUGCUUGGCGGCCCCUGGUCGUUCCCGCGAAGAGCUCCCAGGAGCUGCCGCCUAAGACCCCCCCCCUCUCGCGUCCUCCCCCGUGUCCUUCCCGCUCUUCCCCCGCUGUCCCUCGGGACGGGGGGGCAGGCACGAGGCGUGGGUUCUCCUCGGGAAGGAGCCUUCAUCGGGCACGCACGACCCCUGUUGGGACGCCGCCGUGUCGGUGGAGCUGUACGCGAGGGCGGCGGACGCCAAGCCGAAGGAGCUGGAAGCCAUGCGCGAGCGCCUCACCAGCAAGGAGUUCUGGCCACCUCGCCCGAGUCUGGCCAGAGAAUGCGGCUACCUGAUCGACGGCGUCUGCCUCUCGUGCUACAUGGCGGACCACUGCAGCUGCGGGCGCCCCAUCGAGGCGUCGUCUGCCCGCAGGUUGUCAGACGGCAUCCCAACCGACAGCCCCAGCAUCAAUCCCAGUACCGCUUCCGACUGCACUAUCGACAACACGUUCAUAUCUGACAGCGUGUCUCUGCGUAUCAAGGGCGCCUCGUACGCUAUUACAUCUGUCUUUGCACCAGACCAGUCCUAUGGAGCCGACCUCCGGCGUGACUUCUUUGAGCUUUGCGAUGAAGUACGUUCGGGAAUCCCUGCGACGACCUCGCAGCUGUGGUUGGGCGAUUGGAACAGCCAUAUUGGAGUCGAUCCCUGCCAACACUACAGCGGCUUGGGCCGAUACCGAUACGGGAUGAACACACCGACGGGGACGCCUGGGCGCGAGCUGGCCGCCUGGCUUGCUCACGGCCCGCAGCUCGAUCUCAUCGAUUCGUACUUCAACAUCCGCCCUCGCGGCACAUGGGUCAAGACGUUCCAAGUGGAAUUCAGCGACCACUGUGGCAAGACGUACCACCUGGCCCUCGCCAAGGCCCACGAGGUGUGGCGGGAGCUUCGACAACGGGGCGUGGAGGCUCAGAAGCGCCCGCUGGCCCUUCAUCGUAUGCAGGGCUCGCUCCCCGAGGCCGUCGCCUUGAGAGAGCAGUAUGUGCGACUUUGCGAAGACCGGCGUAUCGUGCUCUCCGCCGCAGGUGGCGAGCGGAGUGGAUUUCUGGCAUGGUCACGGACUUGGAACGGUCCAUGCAAUUUCAUGAUAUGGGCCGUUUCUACGCCACGCUGCGCGAGCUUGGGUGUAAAGCUGCAGGAAUAUUCCCAGCGUGGACGUCAAGAUCACACGCCAGAGGCUCUUCGGGAGCACUACAGCAAGCUGGGGGCUGAAGUCAACACGGUCAGUCAAGAAACCCUGGAUAGGUUGCCUCCGCUACGCCCUACCUGUGCAGCUUUCGGCGACAUUCCUCGACAGAUUCUGGCGCAGAUGAAGAAGAUGAAGAACUCCGCCGGGGGCAAGGACGAGAUCACGAUCAAGAUGCUGUUGCACGGCGGCGACCGGGUGGUGGGCCACACGAUCCACGGCAUCCAGCACAUGUGGGUGACCCCGCCGCAGGAGUGGGAGGCUUUUCUCCAUGAAGCAGUGGUUAUUUCUCUUUGGGAGCGGAAAGGAGACCCUAAAGAUCUAGACAAGCACAGAGGCAUCUGCCUGAUCUCGAUCGCCAAGAUCAUCGCUCGAGUCUUGUCCGCCCGGCUUACAGCGUACUGUGAAGAACACCACGCGUUGGCCAACGACCAAUGGGGUUUCCGGCCUAUGCGGAGUACGCUGGGUGCAAUCUCGGUGGUUCGGCGUCUGGUUGAUUUGGCGUGUCAUUGUGGGGCCGACAACUUCGAUGACCCUAUUUGCGUCGAGCCGUUGGACAUGCAGAAAGCAUACCCCUCGGCCUCCAGGAACGCAGCGGAGGCUGUCGAGCGCAAUGAGGGCAUCCCGGAGGCCGUGAUUCAGUUUGAAAAGGGCCUGACGGAGUUCACAGAAAAUGUUUGUCGGAACAGGCUCGGCUACUCCAAACCGUACAAAUUGCUACGGGAGUUCAAAGAAGGAUGCCUGGCGUCUUGCGUCCGCUACAAGAUUUACCACAACGCGGGCCUCCGUGAUUUCCGAGCACGCUCUGCGGCGGCUGGCCUGUCUGACAUUGUCCAGCUUCGCCAUGCACCGGAGACCGUCCGCAUACAUCCAUUCAACGGCACGCACGGCCCGAAAUGGCAGCGGCAGGCCGACACUUGGGAGCGCUUCAUCUUGGACCUCAUCAGUUUUGCGGACGACACUAACCUGGUACAUCGGGCGUCGGUGGCCGAAGCUCGCCGCGAUCUGAUCACCUCGACUAUGAACGAAUGGGGCGAGACGGUGCACCCUGACAAGUGGCAACACCUGCGCGCUCGGCGGGCGACGCCGGCGACUGCCGCAGCCCCCGCGCCUGCUGCCGCAGUACCACGCGCUGAGCACCCGCCCAGGCGGCGCCCGGCCGCAGCCGCGCCGGCAGCCGCUCCGGCAGCCGCCCGGGCAGCCGCCCAGGGCCUGGUCCGACGGUGGGUUACUGGCAAGAGCUCGGCGGCGGCCGCCUUGGGCCCAGCCCCGGCGGCGAUUCCGCCCGCAGCCGCUCAGAAAUGGGACCCAUCUAUUGAGUUGCUGGGAUCUUGGAUCUCGGCGGACGGCACCACUGAGCGCAACCUGUACGAGAGGCUGACUCGGGUCACGGCUUUCAAUACGAAGCAGUUGGACAUUCUCCAGAGAUUCCAGAACAGGGUGGUCCGCGCCGUGACAAUGAGCUCCACUCUCACCAUCCGCACCAUGAAGGGCCGACUCACGCAGACCGAUUUGCGGCUCCGGACGGGUAUGGACAGCAUUAGGGCGCAGAUCACUAAGCGCGCGCACUUUGGGUUGGAUUGGGCACGUCUGCCGUCGGGGUUCUGCACUCACACAGCAGCGGGCCGCGGUCUCACGUGGAAGAAGCAAGUGGAUGAUUGGUUGCGUGGCGUGGAGGCGCUUGAGGGACAGGAGCGACCAUGGCAUGUCUUGGCGACCACGUACGAUGACAGCGGUAGCCAUCACAUGUGGGAUCAACUGCUGCGCACUUACGUCGAGGCCAAGCGCAAGAGCGCGGACCAGGACACCCAUGCAAACCGCCAUGCUGCCGACCAACAGCCAGCACCAGCGACACGGCUACGUACUAUCGCAGAGUACGGGGAGGCGACGGUGAACACCUGGCCCCAACAGUGCCCGCACUGCGGCUUGCCAUUUCGGGGCAUCUUCGCGAAGAGGGUACACGUCGGGCACUGCAAGAAGCGGCGUUUGGCCGCGAACUUGCCGCUGGACGGAUACCCGGGCUUUCGGCAAUGUUGA